GGUCUACCCGCACCUAUGAUUUUCCCAGGAAAAUCGUUGAGCUGACGACAGAAGAUCCUCAAGUAACCCUGGCUCGAAUCGCAUUGGAACGCGCCCUACUUGAGGCGGAACGUAGAAAAAUGGAUAUCGCUCGCUCGCAACUCGACAUCGAUAUGACUAGAGCCCAGGCCCUCAGAGACUCAGAACAGCCCAGCAUUGGAUGCACUUCAUCUCAACCUGUUCGUUCUCAAAAGGGAGAGCGGUUUGUUACAGAAGGCUGUGCACGGAGCGAUCGUGCAAGCCAGUUCGGGGGAAUAGCAGUCAGUCUGGCUUCCUCCUUCACUAUCAGACAUGCUCCCGGAGCAUCGAAGUGCGCCAAGUCUCCCAAUUUCGGUGCAAUUAACGCCACCCAGACACCAGUCAGGAAAGCCUCCUCGAGAUUAAUGUUGAUUUCCGAAUUGGAGCACUCCUCCAAGAAGACCGACGACCGUCACUCGUCAUAUGCGGAAGCGUCAAACACAGCGACUCAUUCCGAGGGCACGGUAGCAGUCACAAGUUCACCUGCGUCGACCGUGCUUGAGAACCCGAGCAGAGUUGUCUAUCAUCGUGGUCCCAGAGCGGUCUCGCCGACAUCGGCUCCCCAGCAGAGCGCGGCGUCAGUCUCGACGACAUCGGCUCCCCAGCAGAGCGCGGUGUCAGUCUCGACGACAUCGGCUCCCCAGCAGAUCGCGGCGUCAGUCUCGACGACAUCGGCUUCCCAGCAGAGCGCGGCGUCAGUCUCGACGACAUCGGCUCCCCAGCAGAGCGCGGCGUCAGUCUCGACGACAUCGGCUCCCCAGCAGAGCGCGGCGUCAGUCUCGACAACAUCGGCUCCCCAGCAGAGCGCGGCGUUAGUCUCACAUACAUCGGACACUCAGCGGAGUCAUGUGAUAGCAUUGCCUACAUCUGCUUCCGCACGGAGCGCGGCGACAGCACCCCCAGAAUUGGAUCCAACCCAGAAAUCAGUGAAGGUCGUUAGAGUCACCCGCUCUCGAGACGCGGCGGACACGUUGACAGCAAAAUCUCAAAUGGAUCUGCAUGGAACAACUUCUCAGUCCCUUCGAUGGGAGUUUGUCGACCCAGGCGGUGGAGCGCGGCAAGCUUCUCGCGUCGAACCCGGUCGUCAAGAAGCGAGGGCAACACGUAUGACGUCGCCGCCUCAGAAGACGUGGCGGAGCGGUGAAUCUCACUCGUCUACACUAUCGAAGGGAUCUUGCUUUCAAAUCGAUGUCCCAAGAGUUUUGAGUUACGUGACUUUGCCAAUUUGAUGGUCUUGAGUGUUAGAUUCAAUGUAUUCUCUGGCUUAAAGUUAAAUGCCAAUUGUGAAAGUUUGAUGGUAGUGAGUGUCAGAUUCAAUGUACGUAUCCACUAGUGUAAAAUUCAAUUGUCAAUUUAUGGUAUCAGUUUUCUAUAGUUUGCUUGCAAAGAGUGCCAUAAUUAAAUUUCACUGGUUACAGUUCGCAUACAAAUCUCGCGGCCCUGAGCGCCAAAAGUUUGCUAUUAAUGUAUUCGUGUAUUGAGGAAUCAUGUACCAACGUAAAUGUGUAUUCAUGUAUUAAGCAUAGUGAUGUCUUUCUUGUUGGCCAAUAGCGCCAAAAUUUUCUUCUUUUGUUUCGGCCACUAGUGCCAGUUGACAUAACGAGGGUAGUUGUUUGACGUAGCGAAGGCGACACCAGAUUGCCAGAACGGAACGUAAACCAAAACGAUUUCUGAAAAAUAAAAGUUGACUUCCCAUGCAGUCAACCGGGGCGGAGUGUCACGUUCAUUUCAACGUGUAAAAAUAGUAUCAAUAUAUCGUUGACCGAGGAGC
Molecule: messenger RNA, 1828 nt
Organism: Hyalella azteca
Lineage: Eukaryota; Metazoa; Arthropoda; Malacostraca; Amphipoda; Hyalellidae
Product: putative protein TPRXL
Exons: 1
Coding region: 120-1286 (388 amino acids)
Source: RefSeq, a predicted model, not a curated record